Molecule: messenger RNA, 2772 nt
Organism: Mytilus trossulus (common blue mussel)
Lineage: Eukaryota; Metazoa; Mollusca; Bivalvia; Mytilida; Mytilidae
Product: allene oxide synthase-lipoxygenase protein-like
Exons: 16
Coding region: 228-2213 (661 amino acids)
Biological process (GO): lipid oxidation
Molecular function (GO): metal ion binding; protein binding; oxidoreductase activity, acting on single donors with incorporation of molecular oxygen, incorporation of two atoms of oxygen
Source: RefSeq, a predicted model, not a curated record
GUGUGAGUAACCGCUAUAUUUUUUUUGAACCGAAUGGAUCCAGAAUCUACUGGUCUGGGACCAGUUCUAUUCAGUAAUUCACAGUUUUUUGUGCAUAAAACCUCUGAAUGAACUAGACCUGGUACAUCGAUUUUGUAGCUUGCAUGUGAACAGGGAUAAAUUUAAUAGUCAAAUUUAUUUUAAACUCUAUAUAAGUAAAUUACUUGAAGACUGAAAGUUCCCUCAUUAUGCCGUCUUAUACAAUAUCUGUCAAAACUGGAGACCAAAAGGGAGCUGGAAUAGAUGCCAAUGUAUAUAUAAUACUGCAUGGAAAAGGUCUUCAAACAACCAAGGUUAACCUUGAUACCUUCUUCAAAAACAAUUUUGAUAGAGGCAGCAUUGAUAACUAUACAGUUGAUUUUGAUGUUGACAUACCUGAAGUCAAAAGAAUCGAGCUAUGGCAUGACACUGAAGGUGUGUUCUGCAACUGGUAUUUAGAUUGGAUUGAGGUAACUAACGUGGAAUCAGACAUCACAUCUUUAUUCACAGUGAUGAAGUGGAUCAAAGCAGACAUUCAUUACUUUUUCAACAAUAUAGACACAUGCCUGCCACAAGACGAUCCUUUCCAAAAAAUGAGAUUGGCUGAAUUAGAGAAUAUGAAAGAAGAAUAUGAGUUACAAGUGAAAGUGCCUGGACUACCUGCUCAGGUUAAAGAACUACCAGAGGAUGAGACGUUUUCAUUUGAUUAUCAAUUCAACAUAGGACAUAAGACCACUAUAUAUUCAGAAGAGACUAAGAGGUUAGUUAUAGCUAAUGGCUUCCAUUGGAAGGAUGAAGAUGACAUCAAGGAUAUGUAUACAGAAGUCUUUGGUGUUCCAGAGGGUUCAAAAUACUUUAACGAUGAUGCAGAGUUCGGGAGACAGAGAAUUGCCAGUUUAAAUUCUUUACUCAUCAGCCUGUGUACUGCAAUCCCAGACAAAUUUGGAGUGACUGAAGAAAUGGUUCAGCCAUUUUUAGAAGGGAAGACUAUACAACAAGCCAUGGCUGCUAAAAGACUAUUCAUUAUUGACUUGGCAAUCUUAGAAGGCUGUCCAGCAAAGUCAGAGGAAAUUGUUAUAACUUGUCCAUUUGCCUUGUUUUAUUUCAACAAUGCCAACCAUCUUAUGCCGAUAGCUAUACAGUUAUUUCAGCAAAAAGGACCAGAAAAUCCAGUAUUUUUACCAUCUGAUCCAGUAUAUGUGUGGAUGUUAGCAAAGAUGUGGUACAAUCUAGCUGAUUCUACAUACCAUCAAGCUCUCACUCAUUUAAAUUUCACCCAUUUUAUGAUGGAAGGAAUAUGUGUUGCGACAAUGAGAAACCUUUCACAAUCCCAUCCUGUACAUAGAUUACUUAAUCCACAUUUUAUCUACCUCAUAUCUAUAAACUUUCUUGGUCUUGGUGUACUGGUUAAUGAAGGAGGUUUCAUUGACAAAACUUCAAAUGGUGGAAUUGAAGGUGCCUUCCACUUAAUGAGAAAGAGCAUGGAUUUCUGGAGAUUGGAUGUAGAUGGAACUUUACCAGAAAAUUUAAAGAGCAGAGGGGUUCUUGACCAGUCUAUUUUAAAAGAUACCUAUCAUAUGAGGGAUGAUGCUCUUCUCCUUUAUGAUACCAUCAAAAGUUAUGUUCAGAAAUAUGUGACCAUAUACUAUUCCGAAGAAGGUUCAAUGAAGGGUGACUGUGAAAUCCAGAACUGGGGCGCAGAAAUUGUUAAGUCAAGGGAUGAUGGUGGUUGUGGAAUGUUGGGAGUUCCAAAUAAUGGGCAAUUUGAAACAAUUGACCAGCUAGUGGUGACAUUGACAGCCAUUAUCUAUACAUGUAGUGUUGGUCAUGCUGCAGCCAGCUUCCAACAGUAUGACGAAUAUGGAGCUCCAUUUUCAUACCCAUUUAUUAUGCAUGGAGCUCCACCCAAGGAUAAGGAACCAAUAGACUUUGAAACUGUCUUGAAGAUUAUUCCUAACAGAGCUGAGCUUCUGACAUUAAUGUCCAUUACAAAAGUACUUAGUGAGAAGACAACAAAAGAUCUUGGUAAUUUUGAGAAGCAGUUGAUAGUAGAUCCACCCGCAAUACAAGUUGUAGAGGAAUUCCGAGAAGACUUAGAGAAAGUUGGUAAAACAAUUGAUGAGCGCAACCAAAAGAGAGAACAUCCAUAUGAAUGGCUACAUCCAUCAGAAAUACCAAAUGCCAUUAGUAUAUGAAAUUAUUUCAGCAUUAUGUUUAGCUUAGACAAUUGGACACAAUAUUUCAUGUACCAACAUCAGAGGAUAAAUUUAUAAACAUGACAUACUUGCAGCAUCCUAUGUUAUUUUUGAUGUUCAAUGUAGCUGGAAAUUUUUUUUAAGUUAUCUGCCAACAGUGUUAUGUUGUAGUUAAAAAAAAAGCUGCUUCUUAAUCAAAAUAAAAAGCAAAGCUUUUGAACAAUUAAAACUGUUUCUAGAUAUGGUAGAAAGAACAUCUGAAUACAAGUAGAUAUGUUGUUUUUGUGUCUUGAUAUGGUGGAAGGAACUAGCUCACAUUCACCUUAUUGUCAAAAUAUUUGUUAGCUUUUGCCACAACUUGUGUCAGAUGACAAAUGAAUUUCAAACCAAGUCUAAUUGUUAUUCAAAUAUAUGCACUUUCACAUAUUUAACCAAUACAAAUCCAUCCACAAUUAUUGUAAAAAUGCCAUAAUUCUUGUUUGUCAUUUUUUGUUAUUAAAUAGUUGUAUUAGUUUAUGUAAUACUAAAUACAAAUAAAAAUGUAUAUCCUAUUUUGAAA